AUGUGCUUCGGAGGUCGCGACAGAACCAACAGCGGCGCUGCCCGCUCCCACGACAUUGACCGCACCCUCCGCCAGGAUGAGAAGCGCCUGUCCAAGGAAAUCAAGCUGCUGCUCCUAGGAGCCGGAGAGUCGGGCAAAUCGACGAUCCUCAAGCAGAUGAAGCUCAUAUACUCACAGGGCUUCACCAAGCGCGAGCGACAAGAAUGGAAGCCCGUCAUCUUCAGCAACAUUGUACAGUCCUUCCGCACCAUCCAAGAAGCCAUGACUGAGCUCAAUUACCGCUUCGACGACGCCGACAACGAGAAAUACAUGGCCCAUAUCCUGGUAGAACGCGAGAUUGGGCUCGAGGAAACGUUGCCGCACGACUACUUUGAGCCGAUCAAGGCGCUAUGGAACGACAGCGGUGUCAAGGCGGCCAUCGCCAAGGGCAACGAGUAUGCGCUGCACGACAACCUGACCUACUUCAUCGAGGACAUGGAGCGCAUAUGGGCCGACGGAUACGUCCCGAACAACCAAGACCUUCUCCGCUGCCGGUUGCGGACAACGGGUAUCAUGGAGAGCAGAUUUGACUUGGGCCAACUCACGUAUCGCAUGUUCGACGUGGGCGGCCAAAGAUCGGAGAGAAAGAAGUGGAUUCACUGCUUCGAGAACGUCCACUGCCUGCUCUUCCUCGUUGCCAUCAGUGGCUACGACCAGUGCCUCGUGGAGGACAAGGACGGGAACCAAAUGAACGAGGCGCUGAUGCUGUGGGAGUCGAUUGCCAACUCUCACUGGUUCACAAAAUCGGCCAUGAUCCUGUUCCUCAACAAGAUGGACCUGUUUAGGGAGAAGCUGCCGCAUAGCCCCAUCACCAAGUACGGCUUCACCGAUUACCACGGACCGGAAGACGACUACAAGUCGGCCAGCAAGUACUUUCUGGACAAGUUUAAGGCGUUGAGCCGCAACCCGGAAAAGGAAAUCUACGGCCACUUCACCAAUGCGACGGACACCAACCUGCUCAAGAUCACAAUGGGCUCUGUGCAGGACAUGAUCAUCCAGCGCAACCUCAAGCAACUCAUCCUGUGA
Molecule: messenger RNA, 1065 nt
Organism: Purpureocillium lilacinum
Lineage: Eukaryota; Fungi; Ascomycota; Sordariomycetes; Hypocreales; Ophiocordycipitaceae
Product: G-Protein alpha subunit
Biological process (GO): G protein-coupled receptor signaling pathway
Cellular component (GO): heterotrimeric G-protein complex
Molecular function (GO): G protein-coupled receptor binding; GTP binding; G-protein beta/gamma-subunit complex binding
Source: RefSeq, a predicted model, not a curated record